Malassezia vespertilionis is the source of this 1431-nucleotide messenger RNA. RefSeq names its product dihydrolipoyl dehydrogenase (gene LPD1). The record is from RefSeq and is a predicted model, not a curated record. Gene Ontology annotation, cellular component: mitochondrion; oxoglutarate dehydrogenase complex. Lineage: Eukaryota; Fungi; Basidiomycota; Malasseziomycetes; Malasseziales; Malasseziaceae. Bases 1 to 1431 code for a protein of 476 amino acids. Gene Ontology annotation, molecular function: dihydrolipoyl dehydrogenase (NADH) activity; flavin adenine dinucleotide binding. The transcript has a single exon.
AUGGCCCGUACGUACGCCUCCGAUGCUGCGCCGUAUGAUGUUGUGGUGAUUGGUGGCGGUCCUGGCGGCUACAUUGCUGCCAUUAAGGCCGGUCAGCUUGGCCUGAAGACAGUGUGCAUUGAGAAGCGCGGCGCGCUUGGCGGUACGUGCUUGAACGUUGGCUGCAUUCCGUCCAAGUCGCUGUUGAACAACUCGCACAAGUACCACGAUGUCCAGCACGACCUGAAGAAGCGCGGUAUUGACGUGGAAGGCGUUAAGCUGAACCUUGAUGUCAUGCUGAAAGCAAAGGACAAGGCCGUCACGGGCCUGACAAAGGGCGUGGAGAUGCUGCUGAAAAAGAACAAGGUUGAUUAUAUCAAAGGAAUGGCGAGCUUUGCCGGUCCGAACAAGCUGGAUGUGCAGCUUCUCGAUGGCGGCGAAACGCAAGUAGAGGGCAAGAACAUUGUGAUUGCCACCGGCAGCGAGGUGUCGCCUUUCCCGGGAAUCGAGAUCGACGAGAAGCAAAUUGUGAGCUCGACGGGCGCACUGAGCCUACCCGAGGUGCCCAAGAAAUUUGUUGUUAUUGGCGGCGGUGUGAUUGGUCUUGAGCUCGGCAGUGUCUGGCGUCGUCUGGGUGCCGAAGUCACCGUUGUCGAAUUUAACGACGCGAUUGGCGGACCCGGCGUCGACGCCGAUAUCGCCAAGCUCAUGAAGCGUACCAUGGAAAAGCUCGGGAUCAAGUUCAUGCUUGGCACCAAGGUUGCAUCCGUAGAAAAGAGCGCGGACCAAGUCAAGAUCAAGGCCGAAGACGUGAAGAGCGGCAAAGAGGUGGACAUCGAUGCCAACGUCGUGCUCAUGUCGAUCGGCCGCCGCCCCAAUACUUCCGGUCUCAAUCUUGAGGCUGUCGGCAUUGAGAUGGAUAAGCGCGGACGUGUGGUUGUCGACGAUGAGUACAACACGUCGUGCAAAGGCGUGCGUGCGAUUGGCGACGUCACAUUUGGCCCCAUGCUUGCACACAAGGCCGAGGAGGAGGGCGUUGCUAUUGCCGAGUUUAUCAAGACUGGUCAUGGCCAUGUCAACUACGACGCAAUUCCCGCGGUUAUCUACACCUAUCCUGAAGUCGCCUGGGUCGGCAAGUCCGAGACCGCGCUGAAGGACGAAGGCGUGCAGUACAAGACUGGCACCUUCCCUUUCAUGGCCAACUCGCGUGCAAAGACGAACGAGGAGACAGAGGGGCUCGUCAAGUUCAUUGUCGAGAAGGAGACGGACAAGGUGCUCGGUGUUCAGAUUAUCGGGCCAAAUGCUGGCGAGAUGAUUGCCGAGGCGACGCUUGCGUUGGAAUACGGCGCUAGUGCCGAGGAUAUUGCUCGCACCUGCCAUGCUCACCCGACUCUUUCUGAGGCGUUCAAGGAAGCCGCCUUGGCGAGCUACGACAAACCGCUCAACUUUUGA